GCAUGGGCCGUGGGGCGAGGGAGACAGUGCUGGGCACCCUGGGGAAGGCGACGAUGCUGCGGAUCCCCCCCGAACUCCAGGACCUCACCCUGCGCUUCGGGGCGGCCGUGUGGAAGCGGGACACGGAGGACCCACAGACGAAGCUCAUCCUGCUCAUGUACUCUAAUGGCAACUACACCAACUACAGUCAGGGACGGACUCGCUUCCACAAGCUGGACUUCUCCCUGGAGAUCCUGAACACCAGCCGGCAGGACAGGCAGCUCUACGAGUACAUCGUCAGCGAGGGGCCAGCAGAGAAAAUCUGGCAGAUACAGCUGGAGGUGUAUGAGCCCGUGUCCGAUCCCAGCAUCCAAAUCCUCAGCUGGGCUCUGGCCAACAACAGCUGCACCGUCAUCCUCAACUGCACAGCGGAGCGAGGGGACAACGUCUCCUACAGCUGGGGCAGCCAGGACGCCAGCACCUCGGGGCUCUGCUCGCACAACGGCAGCCUCCUGCACCUCUCCUACGCCCUGGAGAAUGCAAGCAUCGCCUGCGCCUGCACGGCCAGCAACCCUGUCAGCAGCCGGGUCGUCAACUUCGACUCCUCUGAGUGCAGCUACGAGCAAAGGGGUAAGAUAAGGACAGAUCUCCUGCUGAUGGUGGUGGUGCCCAUUGGCCUGGUGAUGGUGUUCACUGGCAUCUUCAUGGCCAUGCGUUUUGCCAUGCCCGCUGCUGGCCGGGAGCCGGAGGAUUCGCCGCUUGCUGAGGACAGGGCAGUGCACACCAUCUACUCCCAAGUGCAGCGAGUGGAG
This is a messenger RNA of Pelecanus crispus (Dalmatian pelican), 791 nucleotides long. NCBI's taxonomy places the organism in Eukaryota, Metazoa, Chordata, Aves, Pelecaniformes, Pelecanidae. The record is from RefSeq and is a predicted model, not a curated record.